AUGGUCUCCACUACUAUCAACUUCUCCGGCCUCAUGUGCCUCGUCCUUGCUCUCGGCCCUGCCACCGUCCUCUCUGCUCCCCAGCUGCCCGCUCUCGGAGCUGCCCCAUUCCCCGAGAUCGUCAACCACGGCCCUGAGACCACCCACCAGGGCCCAGACAACAGCGAGACUUCGGCUGGCAGCGGCGUCAAAGUCGGCAUCCCCGGCGGUCCCUCUGUGAACGCCGGUGCCGGAUUCCAGGACAUCCACCGCGGCCCCUGCGGCCCUGGCUCAGGCGAUGACUACAGCGCCGGCGCCGGUGUCAAUGUCGGUAUCCCCGGCGGUCCUAGCGUCAACGUCGGCAAUGGCGUUCACGACCACCAGGGCGGCUACCCUUGCCCUGAGCCUCCCGUUGUCGUCGUCCCUACUACUACUGCUCCUGCCAUCGUCGUUGUUCCCACAACCACUACCACUCCUCCCGCCGUUGUCGUUGUGCCCACCACCACUUGGACCACCCCUGCUGUUGUCGUGCCCACCACUACUACCACCACUCCCACCGAGACUGUCACUCCCCCUGCUCAGACCAACCCUCCUACCUGGUCUGACGUCCCCACUAUCCUCCCUCCCACCUUCACCACCCCCAUCUACGCUCCUCUCACUACCGCUCCGGCUACCUGGGCCCCCUCCGUCUCCAUCCCUCUGAUCCACCCCGCGGCACCCACCGCAUCAACCUCACCUUCCGCUGUGCCUUCCGCACCCGUCGCGCCCGUCUUCAACGCCGGCUCAUCUCUGGUCCCCGGAUCCGUCCUCGCACUCGCUCUCCCCGUUAUCCUGGCUUUCUUCAACUAA
Penicillium roqueforti is the source of this 828-nucleotide messenger RNA. RefSeq names its product putative cell wall protein. The record is from RefSeq and is a predicted model, not a curated record. NCBI's taxonomy places the organism in Eukaryota, Fungi, Ascomycota, Eurotiomycetes, Eurotiales, Aspergillaceae. The transcript has a single exon. Bases 1 to 828 code for a protein of 275 amino acids.